This is a messenger RNA of Suncus etruscus (white-toothed pygmy shrew), 753 nucleotides long. RefSeq names its product dpy-30 histone methyltransferase complex regulatory subunit (gene DPY30). The coding region runs from base 152 to 451 and encodes 99 amino acids. The transcript is spliced from 5 exons. Gene Ontology annotation, cellular component: Set1C/COMPASS complex. The record is from RefSeq and is a predicted model, not a curated record. NCBI's taxonomy places the organism in Eukaryota, Metazoa, Chordata, Mammalia, Eulipotyphla, Soricidae.
GCGCCUGGCACGUCGUGCGCGCGCGCCACCGCCGUCGUCACUUACGGCGGCAGCGGUCUGUGCUGCAAGUUGGUGGCGCGGGGACCCGAAAGUCGCAAGUUCGGGGCGCGGGCUGCUUUCCCGGGCCCUUGAGACCUUGCCAGCUUGCACCAUGGAGCCUGAGCAGGUGCUGGAGGGACAGACGCAGGUGGCCGAGAAUCCCCACGCCGAGUACGGGCUCACGGACAACGUGGAGAGGAUAGUAGAAAAUGAGAAGGUCAAUGCAGAAAAAUCAUCAAAACAGAAGGUGGACCUGCAGUCCUUGCCAACCCGCGCCUACCUGGACCAAACUGUUGUCCCUAUUUUAUUACAGGGACUUGCUGUGCUCGCCAAGGAAAGACCACCAAAUCCCAUUGAAUUUCUAGCAUCAUACCUUUUAAAAAACAAGGCACAGUUUGAAGAUCGAAAUUGACUUAUUGGGAAGAACAGAAAUAUCUGAUUUCUACUUAGAUUUACAUGACUAAGAGGCAGCUCUAAUUGCCACGAAUCUCCCCACCACCACCAGUACACACAUAACCCCUUUUUUUUUGCAGUAUAAGAAUCUUCAGGACACAACAGAACUCAUUCCUGGAGUUGCAGAAGAAAACAUACCUCCCUUUUUCUCGAUUUUAAUCAUCCUACUUAUUUAAUGGCUGUAUCCUGUGCAAUUUUCUCUCAGAUUGUCUUUAACUUUGUUUUCUAAAAUAACCUUCAAAAUAAACCAUUAAAAUGUCA